AUGGCAGAUAUGUCUUUAGCGGCUCAGGCUGCAGCAACUGUCUGCCUUGUCUGGAGCACUUUCGUAUACAUUGUGCAGUCGAUUGGCAUCGUUAGAAUCUUCUUGUCUUACUCGUCCCGACCCAAGCCUUCCGUUUCCUCCUCUCUCAAGAAAGAAGAUGUGCCUCACGUCACAAUCAUCCGUCCUGUAAAGGGUAUCGAGCAUGGUCUUUACGAAUGCAUCUCCUCCACGUUCCAUCAGGAUUACCCGGCCGAUAAAAUGACAAUCUACCUGUGCGUGGCUGAGAAGAGCGAUCCGGCGUAUCCGCUAUUGAAGAGCCUGGUGGAGGAAUAUCCCGGUUUUGAUGUGCAUGUACUCGUGGAGGAGGAGGACCCUCUGCUGCAUGGUCAGCAAGGCCGCAUUGAUAACUUGGGACCGAACCCGAAGAUCAGAAAUAUCAGUCGCGCCUAUCGUGAGGCCAAGGGUGACAUAAUCUGGGUCAUGGACUGCAACAUCUGGAUUGGCAAGGGAGUUGCUGGACGUAUGGUGGAUAAGCUAAUGGGUUACGGACCAGGAGGCAGUCAAGUCAAACCGUACAAAUUCGUACAUCUACUGCCCAUUGUUGUCGAUACAGCUUCUCAUCGGGAUGCUUCACAAGGAGAGGCUCAGACACUUUUGUCUUCUGGGUCUCUGUCUGGGUCUUCUCAUGUGCACAGCAACUCCUUACUCGAUUACAUCCAAGCUCAGGGCGGAGGAAGACUGGACGAGAUGUUUAUGGCCACGACUCACGCCAAGUUUUAUGGCGCAAUCAACACAACAGGCAUUGCUCCUUGCGCCGUCGGCAAGAGCAACAUGUUUCGCAAGUCGCACUUGGACAAGAUUACGGAUCCCGCCCAGAACCCAGCUCUACCCCCUGGUAAGCCCCUUCCUCUGGGCAUUGACUACUUCUCUGAAUACAUCUGCGAGGACCACCUCAUCGGGGACUACCUCUGGAAGGCCAGCCUGCCUGGGUUCAAGAACCAUGGUCUUGUUGCCGGCGACAUCGCCGUCCAGCCCAUGGCUGGGAUGUCAAUCAGCGCCUACUUUCACCGCCGUGCUAGAUGGCUGCGUGCGCGCAAGUGGACGGUGCCUGCUGCCACGUUAGUGGAGCCCGGUGUCGAGUCGCUGUUGUGCUGUGGCUACUUUGCUUUCGCUGUAACGACGCUCCCAUGGUUCAACAAAGUAUUUGGCACUGCUCAAACCUGGGGAGCGUUUGGGUUAUACUGGUUGGCCUUUGUGACCAUCUGGAUGACCUGCGACUGGUUCACAUACAACCGGCUACAUGCUGGAUACACUAUCGAGGUCGAUGAGAGCACCCCGAGAUUUGCAAGGGGUACAAAGACCCCCGGCGGCGCUCCACCGAGAUCAUUCCUUGAGUGGUUGCCUACCUGGAUCGGUAGGGAAUUGCUUGCACUUCCAAUUUGGACUUGGGCCGUCUUUUGUGGAUCUACCGUGACAUGGAGAGGCCGGAGCUUCACUGUCCGAUCUGAUAUGAGUGUUGUCGAGAUUGGUCAGCAACCAGCUAGCAUAUCCGAAGGUGGCAGAAGAUCUAGAAGUAAAGAUCGAUUAGAUUAA
Molecule: messenger RNA, 1593 nt
Organism: Colletotrichum truncatum
Lineage: Eukaryota; Fungi; Ascomycota; Sordariomycetes; Glomerellales; Glomerellaceae
Product: ceramide glucosyltransferase
Biological process (GO): glucosylceramide biosynthetic process
Cellular component (GO): membrane
Molecular function (GO): ceramide glucosyltransferase activity
Source: RefSeq, a predicted model, not a curated record